Messenger RNA from Oncorhynchus gorbuscha (pink salmon), 2799 nucleotides. Its product is annotated as rho-related GTP-binding protein RhoV-like. Gene Ontology annotation, molecular function: GTPase activity; GTP binding. The transcript has 3 exons. The record is from RefSeq and is a predicted model, not a curated record. NCBI's taxonomy places the organism in Eukaryota, Metazoa, Chordata, Actinopteri, Salmoniformes, Salmonidae. Bases 127 to 846 code for a protein of 239 amino acids. Gene Ontology annotation, biological process: small GTPase-mediated signal transduction.
GAUAGAGGAGACAUUGCUGUCCAGGAUCAUACAGAAACCAAAACUGUUCUAGAGAAUCGCACAUCAAAAUAAGACUGGUCAUUUCUGCAUCGGGAAGUUACUAUUCGUCACUUUGAGUUGUUGGACAUGCCACCUCAAAUGGAUUAUUAUUGUGAAGAAUCCCGCGUCCCGUCUUCAUGCGGACUGAUGAGCCAAGAGGCCGGGUUGGAGAGGGAGCCAGCGGCUAUCAGCUGUAUGCUGGUGGGGGACGGGGCGGUGGGCAAGACCAGCAUGAUAGUCAGUUAUACCACAAAUGGAUACCCCACGGAAUACAAACAGACCGGCUUUGAUGUCUUUUGUGGUCAAGUCCAAGUAGAAGGAGCCCCGGUUAGAAUACAACUAUUGGACACAGCUGGACAGGAGGUGUGUGAUGAAUUCCGCUCCCUCUCCUACUCCCACACGGACGUCUUCCUGCUCUGCUUCAGUGUGGUCAACCCCACCUCCUUCCACAAUGUCACCAAAAAGUGGAUCCCAGAGAUCCGAGCCUGCAACCCCUCAGCUCCCAUCAUCCUCGUGGGCACCCAGUCCGACCUCCUGCUGGACGUCAACGUCCUGAUUAACCUGGACCGUUGCCGGGUCAAACCGGUGCUGACCAAUCGGGCGCAGAGCAUGGCGGUGAAGAUCAGAGCGGCGGACUAUGUGGAGUGUUCUUCGUUGACGCAGAAGAACUUAAAAGAGGCGUUCGACGCGGCCAUCUUUGCUGCCAUCAAACACAAGGCCAGGAAGGAGAAGAAGAGGCGGCUGUCGGACAGACGCAGCAAGGCCUUCUCUAAAUGCAGCUGGAAGAAGUUAUUCUGUUUUAUCUGAGAUACAGACCCCAUUGGUCACAGACAGAAAGACUAUUAUUUAUUAACUUAUGAAGAAUUUGUAAGAGCAAUGGAACUUUAGGAUUAUCCAGCAGUGCUGAAUGAACUGAGCUCUAUGGACAUAUAAAACGGUUUAGUUCUCUCCUGGUCUGGAGACAGUAGUAUAGAUACCGAGGCUCGCUCUGCCAAUAAUCUGUGGUUGGGUGUCUGGUCUGCUCUGAGCAGGCUCUCUCUCUCUCCUUAACUCUUUCUCUGUGGAUUGAGUUUGCUUUGAUUAGUGAUUUACAUUGAUCAGAACAAAAGCAGGGGACAUUAGCAUGUCUGAUUGUUCAGGUUGACAGAUAGUCACUAUCCAAAAGUCUGUUAAGUACGCCUACAAGGUUUUAGGUAACCAAGUGAGAAGCGAAAGAAUAGAGAGAAUAUUAAAACCAUGUACAUCACAAGCAUCCUGUCAGUGGGACAAGGCCGUCGUGUAAAUGUUAUGAACUCAUUUGCACGGUCUGGAUUGGUGCCCAUUCCAACCUGAGAUUUUACUCCCCUUGACUGUACGGUAGUACCGUGUAGCUCAGUUGGUAGAGCGUGGCGCUUGCACCGCCAGGGUUGUGGGUUGGAUUCCCACGGGGGACCAGUGGGGUGUGAGUGGGUUGAGAGAGAGAGAGAGAGAGAAGACCGUUGUUAGCCUUUUCUCCUUUGUGUUCUGUGCUGCCGAAGCCACACAGACCCAGACCUAUUCAUAUGCAACCGUGUAUGUAGGCUGAAGUCACAGCGCUAGGCUAGGUGCUAACUUCUUCACUGUGUGUGAACUGGGAAUGGCUCACAGGCCUAUGUGUUGAUUAUAGUAUUAGGCUUUGAUGUAAUGAGUGGUCAGUAUCAACACUAGCCUGUGACAAAGUGUAGAGUAGUAAGGAGACUUACACUGGCCCAGUCCCCAGCCCAGUCUCCAGCCCAGUCCCCAGCCCAGCAGAAACCUAGCCCAGUCCCCAGCCCAGCAGAAACCUAGCCCAGUCCCCAGCCCAGCAGAAACCCAGCCCAGCAGAAACCCAGCCCAGCAGAAGCCCAGCCCAGCCACCCUCCAGUCCCCAGCCCAGCAGAAAGCCAGCCCAGCCACCCUCCAGUGAAUGAAACACUCCUGUCUGUCUCUGAUUCUCUGUUAGUUGACGCUGACCACACUACCGUGUCUAUCUCCAGACAAAUCAGUCUGCCCAAUCUAUAGGAUACCAUGUGGUACAUUAUAGGAGGCUUAGUAGAACCUGUUUGAAUAUUACCGCUCACUUUAAAUAGCUUGCGCCGGCUGGUUCUGUGUUGUUUUGUAAAGUGACGUUAUUGCCAGACCGAUGGUUGGUGACAGUCAGUCCUAGCUGGUUUAUAGAUAUGAGGGUUGGUACCCAGGCUAGAUGUGUGUUGGUACCCAGGCUAGAUGUGUGUUGGUACCCAGGCUAGAUGUGUGUUGGUACCCAGGCUAGAUGUGUGUUGGUACCCAGGCUAGAUGUGUGUUGGCACCCAGGCUAGAUGUGUGUUGGUACCCAGGCUAGAUGUGUGUUGGCACCCAGGCUAGAUGUGUGUUGGUACCCAGGCUAGAUGUGUGUUGGCACCCAGGCUAGAUGUGUGUUGGUACCCAGGCUAGAUGUUUUUUAUACUUCUUGUGGAAGAGUGAAUGUACAUUUGAAAUCUAUUUCUGUUUGUUUAAAACAGUUCAUUCAAAUGUAAUUGUUUUUGCCUGCAAUUUUACAGAUCUGUGAACAAGUUGUUCUGUUUUUGUGAAUGGGUGUAUUCGUCACUAAUCUCAAAACCAACCCCUCUGUCACUAGUGUCUACUCUAUCAUUGCUGUGUUUGAAUGAAGUGAUGGAAAUCAAUUCUGGAGAAGAACAACAACAACAACAAAAAAAUCUAUGUAUAUUUUUUUGUCAAAAUGUAUCGCUGCUACAUUUGAAUAAAAUAACACAUGUAUAUUGA